ACGUAUUUCCUAGAAAACAGUUUUUGGGAAUUGGAGAACUCUGUGAACUCUCGCUCUCCUGAUUGCUUCGAAAGAGCAGUGUCUUCGAAGAAUAUCAGAAGGUGUAAUCCAGUUUUCUUCAAACACUCCGUGAUUUGAUUUUUCUUCUCUUCUAAGUUGUGAAGGGAACUAUUCAUUAAGUGCAAAGAUGAAUGCUGUUGUCAAGAUUCUCAUCAUGUCGGCCCUGUUACCCAGCACAGUUCAUUCAGAUCCACUGGCCUAUGCAAUUUGUCAAACAGGAUGUAACACAGUUUGGGUUGCCUGUGUAUCUGCUGCAGGGGGAGUGGCGGGGGUCUCCACCGGAAGUGUAGGAGUUCCGGCGGCUAUCCUGGCGUGUAAUGCUGCCCAGGGGACCUGUAUGGCGGCUUGCGUUGCUGCUGGUCUCUCACCGACCCCGUAGUUAAUCAUACGGUGUUUUUGCGUUGCCAAGCACGUCGCAUGGCCUGUUACUUGGUUAACCAUCUCUCUAUUAAAAGACGUUAACCUCGCUCGUGCUGGAUAGAAAUUGGUGAGCGUUUACUUAGUGCCAGAAUCGAAGAUAUUUAAUUGAACUGUAGUCUCUUUUCUGUAACAAUUAUAGCAGUAAACGAACUCCUUACAAUGUGGUGUAAUAGUGUGAUAGAUUACAUGAUAUUGUAAUCGAAGGUAUCAAUCGUUUCUGGAUCGAAGAACACUUAACUUUAUUUAAUCGAACUGUAACCUCACUUACUUGUGUAACAAAUACGGCCGUAAACGUCCCCCUUAUAAUCUGGUAUAAUAAUGUAAUCGAUGACGUGAUAUUGUAAUCGAAGGUAUUCAUGGUUUAAAAGGACAAUCAAAGUAGUUUUUAUGCAAAAGUGAAAAUGGUCUCAAUCGAUAACUCGCAGAUUUCUUCCUGAACGCUGCAUGGACUUACAAGUCUGUGCGACGACAGCACAGACAUUCCAAGCUCAUUCAGUGGCCGUCCUUGGAAAUGAAACAACCGUAGUCAGUUGCCGGAACCAUUAAACAGAACUUUCAGUAGUAAAACGCCUUCCUUCUGUUAGAGCCUAAACUGCAGUUGCUGUGCAACAACAAGAGAUAUCAGGACUAGCUCUGGCAGCUUUGCUGUUUAUUCUUCUGCUUGAACUACGGUAAUAUCUGAUAACUGACUCCUUAGCUAAAUUCUUCUACUUCUAAAUACAGCCUUGCAAUGCACCCACUUUUGUACUAACUCUAACCACGCCCGGGAUUCAACCCAAGGGUAAACCAGGUGGUACAAAACAAAGUACCCGGAUGUAACUUCUAAACGUUUAGAAUUUCUCAAGACUUUUCAUGGCGACUGCCUUGAUUUGUUUUAGGUUUUUUUUCGGCCCAAGUCGACCCUUCAAUUGGGAAGUUGAUACCCGGUAGUUGAAUUUAUCAACAUUUGCUCUUAUUUUAUGGUAACUGAGUCGUUUUCUCAGUAAUCAGUUUCGUAUGGUAAGGUAAGGUAAGGUAACUUUAUUUAGAAUAGCAAACGUGGGGAGUGGUUGCACAAUCUCCCGAGUCAGGAGCUCAUAAUAAAAAGGCUCGACUAUUUAUAAUAACAUUACGACUUACAAUUACUAUACACCUUUUAAGAAGAAAGGAAAAUUCGCUAAAAUAAUGCCUCCAUGCAUUCCUCGAAAUUUCGGUUCCACGCGUUCCAGAGCGUUUCCAUGUUUUACAGUAUGAAACACUUUUUUGAUGGCUGCUCAUAACUACCGGAGCUAAGCUAGUUUUUAUACUUUAGCAAAACGUCGUUUGGGAUGUUUUAGAGAGUUUUCUUUAAAUAGAAGCACAGUGGUAUUCGAUCCCUUUUUGCUUUUGUACGACUACAGACUAGUGAUUUUUUACUGGUUAUAUUUUUACACUUACUGCAGCUUGUCAACUAUACUUUUUUGAAUACCCUUUCCAUGUAAUCAAAGUAGAUUUUAAAGUAAUAGAUGUCCAACAGUAGCGAUUAAAUGUAGACAUGGUGAUAGAUGCGAAUGCAUUCGCAUCUACCAUAAUGUCUACAAAGUAGAUUUUAGUUUUGGCAUUUUAGCAUCGAGGACAAUGGUUUGUGUGAAACGGGUUUACGCUGUACAGUAAACACUGACCGAGGGUAAAAUGAAAAAAAAAAUGUUGUUUAGCUCUUUUUAUUUUUGAGAAAGCAACAUAAUGUAGAAUUUUUCUUUUAAUUUUAAAUGUCUCAAUCUUCCCCUGGUUUCACCGCAGCCCGACGAUUGAUUGUAAACUGGACAAAAUAACACAGUCGUUAUCAAAAAAGAUACUGAACAGUUUUAAACAGCUUUUUGCUUAUAUCUGUCCGGUGAUUAGCCAAAGGCAUAUCAAGCUAGCUAGGCUGCUAUCCUUGCAGAAUUUUCCGUUCUACUGUAAUGGUACAUUAUGGAAUAUAUAGAAAAUGGCUUAGCUUGAACCCUUAGGCUGAGUUACCCGGUCUGACUAGACCUCACACGAUACUAGUCGAAAGCCAACCACCCGAGAGGACCCGUAAGGGUAUUUGCCUGGUAUUCGCCAAUUUAACACAACUAUCUCUCCUAUAUUUACUUGUAUCGUCACCAUCUACGGGUAUAUUGCGAAUUCACAACGGUGGCUCUUGCCACCGUUCUAGGCUGAUUUUUUCUUUUCUUUUCUUUUCUGUUUUUUGUUUUUGUUUUUUUGUUUUUUUGUUGUUUUUUUUUCAUGCUUUCAUUUCACAGCUGCUUUAGUUGUGUGCGUAACUGCGGUGAUCAAUCAUGUCUUCACACAACUACUACUCGCAAGAACGCAGACAUAUCAGGAAAAUCCGUAGCGUAACUAAAUUAGAAAACCUUCUCUGUCCACGAAUUUUCAGGUUUUCCUCACGUGUGUUUAUUACCAUACCCUAGUGAGUGCCACACGUUUGCCACACGUUUGUCUCACGUUCCUUCCUGUUCCCAUCCAAACACGUCACGCGUAGAUAGCACGAGCGGAGGAAAAAUGAUAAACUUUCCAUUGGAGCCAAAUAAAACCUCAGUUUCUUGUACAACCGUGUUCACUGAAGCAAUAGAGAGCUAAAGUAAACCACGACAGCAACGACACGAGACACCACCAAACAAAAGGUUUAACGAGCAGAACAAUGGCUGAGCACGUGCGUUAUAAGUCGUCUUUGUACAUUUCUUGGUCAUCCUCUGCAAAACAACAGCGUGAAGUGACUCAGUUCUGUGUAGUUUGGAACGUGGAAGACGGCAGCUAAUUUUUCGUAUUUUUAUUUGGAAUUAACCGCUGUCGUUACAUGUUUAGCUUAAGCAAGUUCUGAGACCAAUAGGCGUAAUGGACGGAUGUAGACAAUUGCGAAAUUCGAAGGUAAAAUAUACAUUCAUUUUUUACUAGGCGUUUCCUUGGGGUCGCCGUCUUCAUCAAUCGAGUCAGAACAAGGCCCUGUUUUUGCUCCCUUCCUUUUUCGGUUUUCUUGCCCUACUAGGGGAAUUUUCCAUAUAAGAGAAAGUUAUGAACCCAAACGUCAGCUAAAGUGAUCAACAAGUCGCAAUGGCGGAAAAGGUCUGGUUUUUUUCUUGAAUCUGAGGGGAAGAAAUUCGAAGGUUUAUUUCUUGCGUGUCAUUAUCCUUGGCUCAAUUGAUCUCAUUCUUUGUAACACUAUUUCCUAUUCAUCACUGAGCAAGCAUUAAAAUGAUGACGUCACAAGUAGUACAGGGACUGGUUCGUUACUCUCGAAUGCACAAGACACACAUGGGUUGAUAUGUUUCCUUUCCACUAACAAUGAUCUUGUUUGAUUGAAUAUAAACUGGAUUGAAAUUGAAUCACUUUUUUUAAUCAAAUGUACUUGUUUGAAUUUUGUUCACCUUGCCAAGAGCUCUCGACUAAUUGACCACCAGUAUCACGUUUUUUUUGUCGUCUCUUGUUGACCUUUAUCUGCUUUUCCUAGAUUUAUAACCAAGAUAUCCUCUUUAGUUCGUGUGAACAGAUUUCACGAUUAAUUAUUUUGUUGACAUCCUCAAAGAUUCGCUCACGCGACGCUGUUGACCUUUUACCGGAAACAAAUGAGAGCGGAUAACAUUUCAACGUUUAUUGCACGACUAUUACGUUUAUUGCACCACUAUUAGUUGAUUUAGUCUCAUGCUAAAUUCGACGAACCAAAACCAAAGCAAAUCCAUAAAUGUCUUUUUAGAGGACAGUCUCUCAUUGUGGGCAGUCUAUACGUCUAACUGCUUCCAUAGAAAUAAAAUUGUAAAGAAGUUUGAACGACGAAGUUUGCUUCGUUGGCAAAUUCUUUUUAAUGCCAGUACCAUUGAAACGGCAACUUUUAAACGCAGGAUUUUCAGACUGGCUAAAAUAAAUAAAUUAUUCCAUUUUUCCAUGGCGUUUCCAAGUUGUUCAUGACUGCACAGGGAAGAGAUUUCCCCUCGCCUUGCUCGUACAUGACACAAGCACGUGAACAGCAGCUCCUCGCCAAUUAGCAACGACAGUUAAUGCUGACGUCAACGGAUGCAAUCAAUGGGCAUACUUGUGACUUAUUUCCCCUUAAUUGGAGAUAUUCCUUACAUAGAAUGGGUAUAAAUCGCCGGAUAAUCGUACAGAAAAAGCUGUAAAUCUUUCCACGAAAGAGAGAGCUGCGACAGAGCGCGACACUUGAAAAGGUACGACGUCUGGUCGCCAGUUAUACAACAAAAGGAGGCUUUUUAAUGAAACAUCGCUAAUACAGUAAACUGCAGUGCUGACAGAAACAUGGAUUACAGAGCUACCUUAAAAGGAAGAUUGGGCGCAAAAUGGCGCCGCCGAUCCGUGGCAGAAAGGCUAUUGCGUCGUGCAAUUGGCGAAAAAGGAAGCUUGAGUGAAAAGGGAAACCUGGAGUUUCAGAAGAUAUGGGAAUAUUUCACAAAUGGAUCUUUAUUAAUCCCUUCUGUACGAAAUUAUUUUAACACUCAUUUCACGAAAACGAUAUCAGAUAAUGAUGAAAUAACUUCAUCCAAGAUAUGGCAAAGAAAGAAGCAUUCCCAACCAACGCCGAUCUGCAAGAAACAGACCGAGGAACACAAGCGACUGGAACUAGACAAGAUCGACUCCAACAAGAGCUGGAAACAAUGGGGGCCUUACUUGUCCGAGAGGCAAUGGGGCACAGUACGUGAAGACUAUUCCGACGAUGGCAACUGCUGGGACUAUUUCCCUCAUGAUCACGCCCGAUCACGUGCUUAUCGGUGGGGAGAGGAUGGUUUGCUAGGAAUCACGGACCAGGAGUGUCGACUAUGUUUUGGUUUGUGUUUGUGGAAUGAGAAAGAUCCCAUUCUGAAAGAAAGACUCUUUGGACUCACUGGAAACGAGGGUAACCAUGGUGAGGACGUGAAGGAAUGUUACUACUAUCUGGACUCCACUCCAACUCAUUCUUACAUGAAGGCCCUGUACAAAUACCCACAGAAUGAAUAUCCUUAUGACUUAAUUGUCAGCGAGAACAGAGAAAGAACAAAGCAGGAACAAGAGUUUGAACUGGCUGAUACUGGCGUAUUUGAGGAGGGACGCUAUUGGGACAUUUUUGCAGAGUACUCAAAGAACACUCCUGAUGAUGUGCUUAUCAAAAUCACCGUAGCCAACCGCGGACCGGAAACAGCGCGGGUGCAUGUGCUACCGACCUUGUGGUUCAGGAACACGUGGAGCUGGAGCUGUGAUCACGAGGCGUGUACAUGCGGCACUGAACCGGAAGAAUGCAUGACGAAACCAAAGUUGAUCCAAACGCAACCUGGUGUUGUGGCAUGUCAUCACGACACGUUGGGAAAAUACUUUUUUACUGUGGACUCUGGCCAGGAAGGACACCGACCGGAAAUGAUUUUCACAGAAAAUGAAACAAAUUUUAAGAAACUCUACAACACAGUUAACAGCUCAUCGUACACAAAAGAUGCAUUUCAUCGCUACCUCAUUGACGGCAAAGCCGAUGCAGUUAAUCCCCUCAAAAGGGGCUCCAAGAUGGCAGCGCAUUACGUCCUUACGGUCCCCUCUGGAGGACGGCACAUAAUUCGUUGUCGCCUUUCAGCCUGCGAUGACAGAAUUCCUCCGUCUGUUAGGGAGAAUGGUUUUGAUGAAAUGGUCACCAGGAGGAAAAACGAAGCUGAUGAAUUUUACAAGACUGUUAUACCUGAGUAAAAGAGGCCUGUUUUUUUUUUUUUUCUGUCAUUAUGGCGCAUGUCAGACGAAGAGGUGAUAGUGUCGCGCCAGUCCUACGCAGGAUUGCUAUGGAGCAAACAGUUUUAUUACUACGUGGUUGAUGAAUGGCUUAAAGGCGAUCCUAACAUGCCUUGCCCGCCUCGUAACCGUCUUAAUGGACGGAACUCAGAAUGGAAAUAUCUGCAUAACAAAGAUGUGAUUUCUAUGCCUGACAAAUGGGAAUACCCAUGGUACGCCUCCUGGGACUUAGCCUUCCACAUGCUUCCCUUCUGCAAAGUCGACCCUGAGUUUGCCAAAGACCAGUUGUUACUGUUCCUACGCGAGACAUACAUGGCACCAAACGGACAGAUUCCCGCGUACGAGUUCGCGUUCAGUGACGUCAAUCCACCAGUGCACGCGCUGGCCUGUUACCGAGUGUACGAACUGACCGGGAGGUCUGGAGAGAAGGACACUGUCUUCCUUGCGAAAUGCUUUCAGAAACUUCUUCUAAACUUUACUUGGUGGGUAAACCAGAAGGACCCUGAAGGGAAGAACAUUUUUGGAGGAGGAUUUCUUGGUCUUGACAACAUUGGGUGUUUUGACAGAUCUAAGCCUCUCCCCCCAGGAGACCGCCUUUGCCAGGCUGACGGCACAGCAUGGAUGGCCAUAUAUUCUGUUGUGAUGCUUAACAUCUCUUUAGAGCUCGCUCUUAAUGACGCCGCCUACGAAGACAUUGCUGUCAAGUUCCUGGAACAUUUCACCCGCAUCGCGGACGCCAUUAAUCAAAUGUCGGACGGGUUUGGACUCUGGGAUCCUGAGGACGGAUUCUAUUACGAUCACUUCCACAGAGGAGAGGAGUUUUUUCCUCUGCGCGUGCGUAGCUUGGUUGGCCUGGUUCCUCUGCUGGCCUGUUGGGUGUUGGAUGGCAAGUAUCUGGGUAAACUUCCUGGAUUCAGAAGCCGGUUAAACUGGUUUAUGGAAAACAGGAAAGACCUAGCCUCACAGAUCGCCUCCUUGAAUCCAAACGACGACUCAUACCUCCUGGCGAUUCCCUCCCGUGAACAGCUUCGUAGUUUGUUGUCGUACAUGUUGGAUGAAGAUGAAUUCUUGUCACCGUACGGUAUCCGUUCUAUGUCACGUUACCAUGAAAAGUACCCCUACGAACUGGACAUCGACGGUAUCAAAUACAAAGUGGAUUAUGUUCCAGGCGAGUCCAACACACACAUGUUUGGCGGCAACAGUAACUGGAGGGGACCGAUCUGGUAUUGUGUCAACUAUCUGAUUGUUGAGGCACUCAAACGCUAUGACUACUUCUAUGGAACCAGUUUCAUGGUCGAAUGUCCAACCGGUUCUGGAAAUCUGAUGCGUCUCCGAGAUGUGUCCAUGGAACUUUCCCGUCGUUUGGUCUCUGUGUUUCUCCCAGACGAACUUGGCCACAGGCCCUGUCACGGAGUUGAGGAGCGAUAUGCAACAGACGAGGACUGGAACCAACUGGUGCUGUUCUACGAGUAUUUUGAGGCGGAAACCGGAAGAGGAUGUGGGGCCAGUCAUCAAACUGGUUGGACAGCUCUUGUGUCUUCGCUCUUCGAUAAAAUCGCCGUCGACAGAAACAGAAGCACCGUGAUCGAGAAUUUGACAAACCAUUGACGAGCUUAAACAAAGCAAACCACAGCUAGGAAGGACAGUGAAUCAGGGAAAGAUACCUUAAUAUAAAAUAAUGGCCAGUUCCAUCUAUCAGGCGAGUCCGCGGGGAAUAACGGUAGUUGCAUUUAUCAUCUUGGACAGGAUAUUUGUUUUCAUGAAUACAACUGCUAUGAUUCCCUGCGGGAACGUCUCGUAGCGGGAAUUGCCCAUUGUUAAUGUAUAGUACAGGUUAAUAUGAAAAGCGACCGAAUGUGAAAGUUUAAGUUUAUUUUUGUAAAGCAAUCGCUAAGUUCAAUAGAUUUGGAUAACUGAGGAUUGUAUGGCUUGUGCCAGCUUAAGCCUCAGGUCAGGCUAGCUUUAAAAGCCUUUCGCUUCCUCCCAACUUGCUUCUCGUGUUAUUUGAAAAAGUGGCAUUUUUGUACAGUCUGCAUGCGCAAGUAAAGAUGGAAGUUAAAAGAAAUUUUUUCAAAAAUAUUAUAUCUUCCAGUAAUAUAGAUAGUCCGAUCGAAAAAGUAACCAAAAUUUGAACAACAAAAUUAAAGAAAAUAAAGUAAUGCAAAACGAAAUGACAAUUUAAACAAAACAUACUUUUUUUACAAAAGCUUUAAGCUUCGUUAUUUUGAAGUAUUCUUUUGUCGAUGUUAUUAUGUUUUAUCAUGCUUACGUCUUCCCGACCAUGCUGGGGAAGAUAUAAUGAUAUUCUUAUCUCUCUUUGAUGUAAACUACAUGGAAUACCUCAUAUCAGAGAAAUCUCUCCUUUAGAUUUGUAGACGCUGGCGUCACGCCAAAUAGUCUGCGCAUGCUUAGUGUCAGUCUCGUACCCAGCCGUAUUAGUUAAAUAGAUAUUUCAGUGUAAACAUAAAGAAUAAUUAAAGCUGGUCUUCAGCGACUUCAGCUAUAAGAAACGUGUAUUCGACAGAUAGAGCUUUUUGAAUCGUUUUGAUAUUACUCUACUCUUAGUAAUUAGGUCCAGGCCACUACAUAAGUUUACAUUGUUUGGAUAGAUAAAAGAUCUUUUCGUCAUGUUCUUGCCGGACAAAAUUGAUUCUGCAAGUCACGCUUACCUUUUUAAAUGUUGUGGCAUUGACCUUUAAGGCGUAAAUAAUAUCUUGAAAUGAUUCAAUUGAAUAAAAUUCAGCAUAUACGUGCGAUACUA
Molecule: messenger RNA, 8935 nt
Organism: Orbicella faveolata
Lineage: Eukaryota; Metazoa; Cnidaria; Anthozoa; Scleractinia; Merulinidae
Biological process (GO): oligosaccharide metabolic process
Molecular function (GO): Glc3Man9GlcNAc2 oligosaccharide glucosidase activity
Source: RefSeq, a predicted model, not a curated record